Messenger RNA from Symbiodinium necroappetens, 2508 nucleotides. The record is from the annotation of a GenBank genome assembly. Lineage: Eukaryota; Dinophyceae; Suessiales; Symbiodiniaceae.
AUGUCUGCUCACACCGACGAGCAGUGUUAUAUUCUGGGCGACAUGGAUUCAGAAACGUUUCUGGAGGUCUUCGACACCGUAAAGCUCUCUUCUAUCGCCGACCUGGUGCCUCUCCUGGUUUCAGCGGGAGUGCUCCGUAGCCGUGGUCAGCACCAGACAGAGGAGGAGGUGGCCGCUGCAGGGGAGUCCGCGCUGCGAUGGUUGGCGCGAGCGGGUGGUGCCUUCCUCGUCAGUGCCGCUGUCUAUCCAAUUCCAGCGAGGUCUUUCCUCAAAAUCAUGGAGCAGGUGAACAAUUGUGGCCUCGGCCGGCUACGGCAGCCAAGCCUGGUCAAGGUAGGCAGCUGGCUUACGCAGCUUUCUCGACGUCUGGGUUCCUUGGAGACAUUUGUGGAUAUGGUCGGGAAAACGGACCUGAUAAGCGUCGUCUCGUGCUUGAACUUCACCCGCCUGGCGAAUCCAGAGCGCGAGGUGCUGGAAGAUACGGUUACCGAUGCGGUCUCUUCGACAGUUGGAGCCAUCGAGACAGGAUCCAGUGUGGGUGGGGCAAGCGAAGCUCUGGUUUGCAUCUUGCCUGGGCCAGCUACGAUAGAACAAGCCGCUCCGAUCCAACACAUGCUCCAGGAGCUGCUACAGAUUGCCAAAGGAACUGGACUGGAAGGGAUCAUCAGGUUAAUGCAUCUUUUCCACAAGGCAGACAGUUUGGAACGACUGGAGCGAGGUGUGGAAUUUCUUGGUGCUGCCAGGCUUCUGAAGCCCAAGAGCGAAGUGCCAGCACCACUCGAGAGCGAUGUGCCGGACCUGGAGAGUCUGGAAGGCCAGCUGCCUGCGGCUCCCGAGGCUGAGCCCGUGAACUUGGACCCGGAGUUCGAGCCCUGGGAGAACUUGGUUUCGUUGGCGAACAGCUUCGGAGGACCAGACAACAUAUGCCAACGCGUAGAGGCAACCAACAUCAAGCACUUCGAGGAGUGUCUCGACGUUCUCCACGAAGCAGGACUUACACAAAAGUCAUUUAAGCUGGAGGAUGGAGGGCCAUCAGAAGCCCAAAUCGAGACCUGGAAGAAGGUGAUUGCUUUGCUUUCCGCAAACGGCGGCCCGCGUUUGUUUCUUGACAGUUUGGAAGGAGUCGCUGCCAAGGACUUCCUUCACAUGGUCGGCCUCUUGCGACGAGCUGGGCUCGCACGCCCUCUGGAUGGCAUGGAUGGCACCGAAGAGUCGCCGCGCUUCUGCUUUGGCCAUGGAGAGGAUGCAGGCCGCAUUCGCAACGCCAUGCUGCACGAGUUUGUAGAGCGAGUGGUGCAGGCGGGUGGCUUCCAUGCGUUCUGGCACGCGCUCAAGGGGGUGGAUCUCGCAAAGCUCAAGGGGGACUUGCAUUGUUUGGGUGUGAUACGGCGCAAGCUCAACGAGCUUACUUCGAAGGACUGGUGGCUGGCGGUUCACGACGCAGAGAAGCUGGAGGAUUUGUUGCACUCGCAUCUGGAAGAAAGGAAGCGCCGAGGAGACGAUCUUACACUCAGGCAGCGCCAGCGUCUCGUGAAGCGCUUCAAGGAGGUUGGAGGGGUCGAGAACUUCCUCGACAAAUUCGAGAAAAUCAACCUGUCUCAACUUCUUCGACAACACGAGGCCUUGGAGAAGGCACGCAUUAAGCGAGUGUCUGUCAUCGAAGCCCUGGCAGAGAUCGGAUGGCUGGUGAAGCACGAGGUUGAACACCUGGAAGGGCUCUACACAGUUGCGCAAACCUUGGUGCGCUGGAGCGACAGGCACUACAGAGGUGCAGAGCCUUCUCGGCUGUGGAGGGUGCUCGCGGAUCAAGUGGCUUGGCUGCUUUCUGCGAUUGAAGAGAACGGCACUCUGCUUAAGGCCACCAUCAAUCAAGGCAGCAAGAAUCCUGCGAAGGAGCCUGAAUUGACGCCAGCUCGCCUCGCGCAAUUUCUGCAAGCCUUGCGGCCCAUGGGUGGUGUCACUGGCUUCCUGACGGCCUUUCGCGGCCUGGAUUUCGCCACCGCCGCAAUCCAGGCGAGGAUCCUACAUGACUCUUGCGUCCGCAGUUCAGAGAUCACGCGGCGAUUGUCCGGCAUUUACCGGCUGUUGCACUACAACCCCGCCCACCUCCGUGGCUUGGAACAUUUCCUGCGUGGCUUCGCUGGGCCAGUUCUUGCCGAGGCUCAAGCGCAGGGCGGCUCCGCACAGGAUCGCCUGCGUGCUGCCGAACGCUGGCAGCGCCUGACUUCUUUUCUUGCUAUGGCAGCGGGCCGUACGAGUGGAGGCACGGAGGAGUCCGGCCAAUGCUGUUCGGGACCUGAGAGGGCACUGGAGGUGUUGCAGUUGGGGCUGCAACUGAGUCAAGCUGUCGGGCUCAAGGUAGCAGCACAGGCUGGGAAGGAACCUAUCUACAUGCGGGCUUCCAUCUACGACUCCUCUGGUGCCGUUGCAGAAGUGGACAAGGUGCCCCUCACAGCUAACAAUGCUGGGCAGACGCUUCUGAGAAGCACGUCCAUGACCCAUCUCUGA